GCGGGAGACAGGAAGCCAGAGAAAACUGCAGAAAACAAGGAUAUUCGGGCUCAACACGCGACCGGAAGCCUGGAAUUGUCCCGGUAUUUCGCCGACCUGGACCGCUCUCCUGAUGUUUACACCGGUUCUCUGGCUGCACGUGAUGAGCCGGUGUGUGUGUUGAAGCUGUGUCUUCCCUCCUGAGCGGUGUGUGUGUGUGUGUGUGUGUGUCACAUGGAGGCGGUGCUGAAGAACCUGGCUCACACGGCGGAGCUGCUGGCCGUGGCGGCUCACAGCGACGUGGUGCGGCAGUGGGACCGGCUGACCGUGUCCAGAGCCUUCCACUGGGCCCGCUACUGCGAGCUCCUCUUCUCCAGGUUCCACACCAACCCCGCCAUCAGGAGGGCGAUGGAGCAGCAGCUGCAGCUCACCGGGGAGAGUCUGCGAGCUGCCAUCCCGGCUCACACCGAGCUGUCCUUCCUCGACCUGCCCCGCUGCCAGCACCUGUUGCUGGUCGGGUUGCUGAAUAACCCAGAACUGCCCUGCUCCAUCUUGAAGGUCCUGUUUGACCCUGCAGGUCCCUCAGAUGCCACGCCCGGGGAGUAUGAGGAUGUCACCGGCCUCUGCAGCAGCAUCAUUCAGUGCAGAUCAGCCUGCAAAGUCCUGAGUGCUGUGGCAUGCCGGUCCGCUCUCGGUGCUGAUGCUGAGGUGCAGGGCGGGAUGCUGAUGGAGAGGCUGGACGCCCUGCUGAGCCGGGGCAGUGACAAUCGCAGAGCCGAGCAGUUUCUAGGCUCUGUCCUUCAGGGUUUCGGAGCAGCGGAGCAGCAAUUCUGUCUGGUCAUCUCUGCUGCUCUGCUGACGAGGACAAACUCCGCUGCACAAACUGCUUCACAGGAUUUUCUCCUGAACUGGCUGCAGAGCGAGCACAGUGUGCUGCAUCGCAUGUGUUCCACUCUUCCCGCCGCGCUGCUUGCAGACCUGGCAAAAGAACACCAGAAGUUUAGCAGUGCGUACUUCGAUGUCCUUAAAACCUGGGCCUCGGGCAUGGAGUACGACAUAAAUGAUGGCGAAUGGGUUCAAACCAGCACAAACUGCACAGUAACAUUUCAGAAACUGACGGAGCACUUCUCCGCCUUGUUGGAGUCCACUCCUUCUGUGAAGACGAAUACAGAAAACAAACUGCAUGCUUUGAAGGUUUCAGAUGGAGACUUUGAUGUCAGGGGUCUCAGUGUGUGGGGAGACCUCCUGUUAGCUUUAAACAAAGUGACUGCCGGCCUUCAAAGUUAGAAAAUUAAAAACUUAAAGCAGUACUCACAGAGACAGACGGCUGUGACUGAUGAAUCUCCAUCAGUUGUUCGCUCACACUCAGGUUAUGUUUGCUUCUGUUCAAACAAUAGCAGUCGAAUACAGAAAUGUAAACAAACAAACUUCCAUUAAAGACUUGUGUAGUCAGGACAGUAUCAUAAUUUUAUCGUGUUACUGAAACCCGGCUUCAUAUCAGAAUUGGUACCAAAGCCUUUUACACUCUCUGCAGUAUCUUUUGUUGUGAAAACUUGUAAUGAAAUGUGCAAUUUUUUUUUCAAAGGUAUGAACAAGAACUGCAAGUCAGAGGGAGAGAGAAUUUUAUUAAAUUAUAGCCUUUAAGACUUGAUGCAAGUGCAUCUGGGAAAACAUGAAAAAGUUAAUUGUCUUGUCAUUUAUUUGGAAACAUAACCUACAUUAAAACAUUUCAGUUGUUUAUCGUAAGGCCAAAUCGGUGGUGUAGUGGUUAGCACUGGCCUCGGAGCAAGAAUAUGUCCUGUUUGAGUCCGGGGUGGGCUUGUUGGCCCUUUCCGUGUAUAAUUUUUAUGCUCUUGAAAAGGCUUCAAAAAGUAGUAAAUGCAAAUUAUAGCACAGUUUCACUAUCAGAUUAUUGGAAAAAUAAAUGUUUUCCUUUUUUUUUUUUUUUGAGCUACACUUGAAUCCACCCUGUUCAAAAACUUUGAAGCAUACAGUUCUGUGAGUUUCAUACUUAUUUCUGUUGUCAGAUAUCCAAGAUAUUGGAGCAUUCCUCUAUGCUGUAAUAACAUUGUGGGACAUUGGGACGCAGUAUGUUAUGCUGUAUUUGUUCCUUCUGUUUUCUCAUGAGAACAUUUAAUAUCAACGAGGUGGACGUUGCAAACUUUGAACAGACUUUGAAUGAAUUUACAACAGUAGAGAUAUUUAACAGAGAGUGAUUUAUAAUCACAUUCACCUCUGUGUUUGAAGCUUGAAUACUGUUACAUGUACAGUGAAGACUGUUCUAAUUUAUUUAUUUGUUUCAUUUCAACAAGAACUUUCCCCUGCAAGAGAAAUCAGUGUUUGUCAUUGUGGCUGUUAGAAUUAAAAUAUGUCGCACCAGACUCAUUCUUUCACACUGUUAAAACUUGGUGAAACAUUUGCUGUGUGAUGCUGGAACGAGUUGAUUUUUUUAGUCAGUAAAGUUGGAUAUUUAUUGAACUGCACAUCUUGCAGGGUUUGGACAGAUGGCUGCUUCACAUGCUGUGUGUAGGCAGCAGCAGCACGUGAUCACAG
Molecule: messenger RNA, 2532 nt
Organism: Salarias fasciatus (jewelled blenny)
Lineage: Eukaryota; Metazoa; Chordata; Actinopteri; Blenniiformes; Blenniidae
Gene: fancf
Product: FA complementation group F
Exons: 2
Coding region: 214-1266 (350 amino acids)
Biological process (GO): interstrand cross-link repair
Cellular component (GO): Fanconi anaemia nuclear complex
Source: RefSeq, a predicted model, not a curated record